GCCCCUCUGCCUCACUCCGCCAGCUGCCGCCGACCGCGAGCCUUCACCCGCUGUCAACUCGCCAUGUCGCUGGCUCCUGUCAGCCCCGCCUUACUGUGCCUGGCGCUGGUCCUGCUACUGUGCCCUGCGGGCGCGCCGGUGGAGGCCGCGCGCAUAUUAGUGGCGUUGCCGCUACGUGCAGUCAGCCACUUCCGGCUGGUGCAGCCGCUGUUGCGCGCGCUGGCCGCAAGGGGUCACCAGCUCACCGUCAUCUCACAUUUCCCCCAGCAGUCGCCACUGCCCAACUACACUGACGUCAGCCUCAAUCGCGGCGACUACCAAGGCCAAGUUCCACCGCCUUACCUGCCGGUGCAGGAGGCUACCCUGGUGUCCGGUGUGCGGGACUGGACUAAGCUGUGGUCGGUCACGGCCGACUACUGCCGCGCCGCGUACGCCUCGCCCGCGGUGCGCCGGCUGCUCGCCUCGGCCGCCCAGUUCGACCUGCUGCUGGUCGAGGUCUUCUCCGGGGACUGCAUGGCCGGCCUCGCCCACCGCUACCACGCCCCGCUGGUCGCCGUCGCCUCCUGCGUCGCCCCGCCCUGGGCCCGCGACAGGAUGGGCAACCCUGACCAUCCAGCCUACAUGGAGAACUUCUUCCUGCCGCUGGUGGCACCACUGGGUUUCUGGGAGAGGACGGCCAACACGGCGUUCUACCUGCUGGCGAGACUGGCCAACUGGUGGCUGUCGGAGCGGGUGAUCGACGCCGCGGAGCGGGCUGCGCUGGGCAGCGGGGCGCCGCCCACCAGCCAGCUGGUCCACAGCACCAGCCUGCUGCUGCUCAACAGCCACUCCAGCGUCAACCAGCCCGUGCCGCUCUCGCCUGGCGUGGUCGAGGUUGGCGGUCUCCACAUACAACAGGCCAAGCCCCUGCCAAAGGAGCUGCAGCAGUUGUUCGACUCGAGCGAGCGCGGCGUGGUGUACUUCAGCAUGGGCACGCUGCUGCGCGUGGACAGCCUGCCCCGGCAGCAGCUGCGCGGAAUACUGCGGGCGUUCGCGUCGCUGCCGCAGCAGGUGCUCUGGAGGGCCGACCGCGCGCUGCUGCCGCCGCUGCCGCCCAACGUGCGCACUUCCGGCUGGCUGCCGCAGAACGACAUCCUCAACCACCCCAAGACGGUGGCGUUCAUCACGCACGGCGGGCAGCUGGGCCUGCAGGAGGCGGUGUGGGCGGGGGUGCCCCUGCUGGUGGUGCCCGUCAGGUCCGACCAGCGCCACAACGCCGCCGCCAUGAGCCGCCGCGGCGUCGCCCUCAGCCUGACCGUGGGCCAGCUGACGGAGCACAGCCUGCGCGACGCUCUGGACAGGCUCAUCAACGACACCAGCUACCGAAAGCGCAUGAGGGAGCUGUCUGCGCUGUUCCGGGACCGACCGCGGCCGCCCCUGGAGGAGGCAGUCUACUGGGUGGAGCACGUGCUGCGGCACGGGGGGGCGCCGCACCUGCGCCCCGCCUCCCUGGCGCUGCCCUGGCACCGGCACCUGCUGCUCGACGUCGCCGCCCCCGCCCUGGCCACGCUGCUGCUCGCGCUGGCGGCCGCCUACGCCGGCCUGCGCUGCCUGCUGGGGCCUCUCUGGAGGGGCAGAGCGGCGCGCCGGGACAGGGUCAAGAGUCACUGAGCGGCAGGAGGCAGCGCUGGACCUCCGGCCCGGUUAACAUCCAGAGGCGAUGCCUUGCAUUUUAUGUCCAAAGUUACUUGCUGGUUGGACGUGUUGUGGUACAGAGAAUUAUCACCUGAGAUGUUUUCAA
This is a messenger RNA of Schistocerca cancellata (South American locust), 1780 nucleotides long. RefSeq names its product UDP-glucosyltransferase 2-like. Gene Ontology annotation, molecular function: UDP-glycosyltransferase activity. Lineage: Eukaryota; Metazoa; Arthropoda; Insecta; Orthoptera; Acrididae. The coding region runs from base 64 to 1650 and encodes 528 amino acids. The record is from RefSeq and is a predicted model, not a curated record. The transcript has 7 exons.